GGCUCAGUGGUUAGGAGCCUGGCUGCCCUUCCAGAGGACCCUGGUUAGAUUCCCAGUUCCCACAUGGCAGCUCAUAACUGUCUGUAGCUGCAGUUCCACAGGAUCCAACACCUUUACAGCAACAUACAUUCAAGCAAAACACCAAUGCACGUUAAAAAUAUCUGUAUCAAGAAGCCGUAGAGAGGGUGCAGUGGCUAAGAGCGUUGGCUGCUCUUCCAGAGGACCUGGGUUCAGUUUCCAGAACUUACAUGGCAGCUAGCAACUGUCUCUAACGCCAGUCCCAGGGGGUCUUCUGGCCUCUAUGGUUACUGCAAACGUAUCAGAUGUAUUUCCUGGCAAACACUCAUACACAUACAAACCAUCUCAAAAACCCUAAAGUUCAAACAAUUUAAAUUCUGUUUCAUGAGAAGGAAGAACCUACUUGAAAUUUAGUUUCAAUGGCGUAAGUAGUGUAAAUACAUGUUCAUAUGUAGUGUGUGUGUGUGUGAAAAUGUGUGUUUAUGUGAGUGUGUGAGUGUGAGUGUGUGAAUGUGUAUAUGUGAGAGUGUAUGUGAGUGUGUGUGUGAGAGUGUGUGUGUGUGUAUGUGAGUGUGUGUGAAUGUGAUUGUGUAUGUGAGAGUGUGUUUGAGAGUGUAUGUGUGUAUGUGAGUGUGUGUGUGUCUGUGUGUGUGUGUAUGUGAGAGUGUGUGUGUAUGUGAGAGUAUGUAUGUGUGAGAGUGUGUGUGUGUGUAUGUGAGAGUGUAUGUGUGUGUGAGUGUGUGUGAGUGUGUGUGUGUAUAUGUAUGUGUUUAUGUGUGUGUGUGUGUGUGUGUGUUAUAGAUUAAUGUAGGUGUCUCCCUCCUUCACGCCAUCUUUUUUUUUUUUUUGAGAUGGGGUCUCACUGAGAUCCCUGAGGUCUCACUGAGAUCCCUGAUUCGUCGAGGCUGAGUAGCCAGGGAUCAUGAUAGCGGGGAUCACGCUUCGCGCCCUACUCCCGACACACUGGGAUCACUAGCACAGAUCUGCUAUCAGCUAUGCCAGCUUUGUGUGUGCUGGGAAUCUGAAUGAACCCUUUGAGAUUCCCAGGUUCUCAUGCACACAUGGCAGGCAGCUCAGCAGCUCACCGGUCCACAAAUUCUGACAUAUGUAUAGCACCGUGCAACCAUUCUGAGCCAGCCUCAGGACUUCAUCACACCAAAGCUUUCUCUCCAUCUGCCUGUAAUUGCCGCACUCUCCUACCAUGACACCAGCAGCCCCACUCUAGGACUGCAUGUGACAUGACUCUUGGGCUCUUGAUUCUUUACCCAGCCUAAUACAUUGCCAUCGGACUGUGCUGUGAGGGAAUCAGUAGUUUAACCCUUUUUACUGCUGAGGGGUUGGUCACCCUUUUACUUGAAGGAUCUCAAGUUUGCGAUGCUCAUGAAUAGAUUUUCUCAGAAUUUUCUUGUACAAGUUUUUGUGUCAAUGCAAGCUUCCCUUUUUGAGUAAGUAUUUAGCAAUGGAAUGCAGGCUCCUAGGGAAGUGUGGUGUGUGUGUGUGUGUGUGUGUGUGUGUGUGUGUGUGAGAGCAAGUGUGUUUGUGUUCUUGUGUAUGUGCAUAUGUGUGUUCAUGUGUGCAUGUGUGUGUGUGCAUUUGUGUGCAUGUAUGUGGAUGCCAGAGUGUGCAGAGCUAGACAUCAGAUAUCAUCUUUGUCAAUCUCUACCUAAUUUUUUGAGACAGACUCACACUGAACCUAACACUGGCUAUUUUGUUUAGACUGGCUGCCCCACAGGCCUCUAGAAUCUUCUGCCUUUGCCUCCCACAUUAGGGUUACAGGUCUGGGCAGGUAGCCAUGCCUGGCCUUUUCAUAUGGGUGCUGGAGAGUCUUAGCUUAGGUCUAGUACUUGCAAAGCAAGUGCUUCAUCUUCUUCAGUGUCCCUGCCCCUACUUUUUUAUAUACACUGUACAUUAUUUUAUAACUCCUAUUCAAUUUGUUCUUUGAGGGAUAUAUAUUUGUACAUGUAAAUUUAAUUGUACAUAAAUUUAUAUAUGUAUCUGUAUAUUUAUAAAUAUAUAAAUAUAUGUAUUUUAAAUUUAUUUGGUUCCUGUCACCCUCACCCUCUCCUGUCUCCCCUCUACCCUUGUCAACCCUCCCCCAGAAGUCUUCCCACAUCUGUGUCAUUUUGUUUUGUUCUGUGUCCCACUGAGUUCAAUGGGUUUGGAGUUCUCCUUAGAGCCUCCUGGGCUCACAACUGAAGACAGUGGUGCCCCUCCCCCAGAAUUUAUCAGUCCAGCAGGGAGGGCGGCGCCCAGUGAGCCUCUCAGCUGGUCCCCUGAGAAAGUCCACCUCUCUGUGUCAGUCCAAAGUCCCUUAGACUGCUAACCAUGUCACAGCCUCCACCCUUCCUCUCCAGUGUCCCGUCUGCUGUCCCAGCACAUUAUGUUGUGCGUGAGUUUAUGUACAGAUCCCCACGUUUCUCUGCCUCUCUGCCUGUGCUAGGACUUAUGCAUACGGAAUCAUGGUGCGGAAAGCACUUGCAGUGAAAGGUGCAGUGACUGUAGGUCCUCUCUCCUCACACCCGGUGAGCGUCCAUCAGCUGUCGGCGUGAAUUGUGAGCUGGCUCCUUCAAGUGGACUUUGGGCGGUGGACAGUUGUGUUUAAAGCACUCCGACUUCUGGGCCCAUUGGGAUCACUGCCUCUGCCUUGUUCUUAGGCUCUUUGCAUAUUUAGGAGACAGAUGUUGGAACAAUGACACUUGUUCUUUUGUGGAGUAUGCAUUGGAAGCGUGCCAGAAGGUGGGAAGGCAGGGAACAUGCCGGUAGAGGCCUCAGAGAGCCCGCCCACCCGCCCGCCUCCGUUCCUAAUGUAUCGUUUAGAAUAUGUUGAGGGUUAAAAGUCCCUUUUAAUAUUCUUUUUUUUUUUUUUUGGUUCUUUUUUUUGGAGCUGGGGACCGAACCUAGGGCCCUUUUAAUAUUCUUAACAUUUAGUUUGUCUGUUGGGAGAAUGUGUGAGAAUGUAUACGUGUGGAGGUCAGAAGACAACUUGGGGGAGGGAAUAGAGUCUUUCCUACUGUGGGGGUUCAGAAAGCCAAUGCAGGCCAUUGGGGUCAGUGGCAAGCACUGUUACCCAGAGAGCUGUGUCUCCAGCCUGAGGUUUGCUUUUCGGUUUUGUUUUCUUUCUUUUUUUUUUUUUUCUUUUCUUUUUUUUCGGAGCUGGGGACCGAACCCAGAGCCUUGUGCUUGCUAGGCAAGUGCUCUACCACUGAGCUAAAUCCCCAACCCCUAUUUAUUUUUUUUAUGGAUACAAUAACUGUAUCUGGAAUAGCAAUCUCUGUGAAUUAAAUAAUGUAUUCCUUGAUACCACAUUAUAACCCCUUAAGAACUGAUUUUCUAGAACAAAGUGAUUUGCUCAGUCUGUGCACUAAGAUGUGUCCAAGCUGUAUGUUCUCAGGGAAAAGAGGGAGACUUCCCUGACUUUGAAAGAGGUGGUGCAGUAAAUUAAUCCAGGAAGCCUGUUAAAUGCCUGUUACAUGCACUGCUUAUUCCUGGCAACAGACAGACAGACAGGAAGACACAUUCUCUGGACUAGAAGAGUGUAUAUAUAGUCUUGGUAAGAGACCAGGACCUAAAUUAAGAAAGUUAAAGCAUUCUUUAAAAAAAAAAAGAAAUUAAUUACAUUGUGUGUGUGUGUAUGGCUGUGUCUGUGUAUGCGUGUGUCUGUGUGACUGUGUGUCUGUGUGUGUGUGUCUGUGUGUAUGUUUGUGUGUGUGUGUGUGGUUAUAUGCCCUUGAAUGUUGGUUUCUGUGGAGACUACAAGCCAUUCUUGUAAGAUCUCCUGGAGCUGGAGUUACAGGAGUUAUGAGCUGUCCUACCUGUGUGCUUGGAACAAAACUCUGCUCCUUUACAAGAACUGCACAUGCUCUUAACCACUGAGCCACCUCGCCUUCCCCAUCUUGCCCAGUCUUAAAGCUAUAAUAACUUUGAAACUUAUUCCUUGGCUGGUUUAUACCUGCUGAUCCCUUCAUGCUGUGAUUAGACAAUUCCCAGAUAUCUCCAACCGACAGGCAGGCUCUGAGUACAAGGGUUUGCUGGAAGUGAGAUCUGAUGAGGCCCAGUUUUUACUGUUUGGUUAGUGAAGUCUGCACUCUUGAUUUGAAACACUGGUGACAAAAAUAAACUGAGUUAAUAGAUAUAAAACCCAAUAAGAAAUCUCUGAAGUUGUGCAGUUAGAGUCAGAGUUAGAAAUCUGAGAAGCGCUUGUCUAGCAAGCGCAAGGCCCUGGGUUCGGUCCCCAGCUCUGGGAAAAAAAAAAAAAAGAAAAGAAAAAAAAAAGAAGAAAUCUGAGAAGCUGCUGACAGAUUCCCCAAAGCUACUGAUUGGAGGCUUAAAGAUGGUGGGGGCUGGAAGCACUGGAAAGUGGCUGCUACCUGUGUUCCCCUCCUAUCUGGGAUUCCGCUGGGGCUGGGGCGAGUGGAAUAGUGGUGAUUGGUGUAGUCCUUCCGCACUCUGGACCUGGUGUUCAGUAGUGACUUGCAGUGCUGGACCUGGAGCUCAGUGCUGACUUGCAGUGCUGGACCUGGAGCUCAGUGCUGACUUGCAGUGCUGGACCUGGAGCUCAGUGCUGACUUGCAGUGCUGGACCUGGAGCUCAGUGCUGACCUGCAGUGCUGGGACCUGGAGCUCAGUGCUGACUUGCAGUGCUGGACCUGGAGCUCAGUGCUGACUUGCAGUGCUGGACCUGGAGCUCAGUGCUGACUUGCAGUGCUGGACCUGGAGCUCAGUGCUGACUUGCAGUGCUGGACCUGGAGCUCAGUGCUGACUUGCAGUGCUGGACCUGGAGCUCAGUGCUGACUUGCAGUGCUGGACCUGGAGCUCAGUGCUGACUUGCAGUGCUGGACCUGGAGCUCAGUGCUGACUUGCAGUGCUGGGACCUGGAGCUCAGUGCUGACUUGCAGUGCUGGGACCUGGAGCUCAGUGUUGUCCUGUGGUGCUGGGACCUGGAACUCAGUGCUGAUCUGCAGUGCUAGAACCUGGAGCUCAGUGCUGGCCUGCAGUGCUAGAACCUGGAGCUCAGUGCUGACCUGUGGUGCUGGGACCUGGAGCUCAGUGCUGGCCUGCAGUGCCAGACCAUGCAUCAACAUCCCAACUGAUGUUAGUGUAAGAGCACUUUAUAUGCACAUUUCAUCAGCAGCUUUUAAAAGUAACAUUUUCUUAUUAUACUGAGAAGAGCCUAUAAAGUUGUUAUAAGUUACCAAAUGAACUAUUUAAAAAAUGAAUUAUUACAAAUUAAUUAUCUACAAUUUUUAAUUUAAAAAAGCACUAUAUAUUAAGUAUUUCAUUUAUCCUGGCUGCUUUUGCUGCUGAUGCUUCCUCCUCCUCCUCCUCCUCCUCCUCCUCCUCUUCCUCUUCCUCUUCCUCUUCCUCUUCUUCUUCCUCCUCCUCCUCCUCCCCCUUCUUCUUCUUCUCCUUCUUCUUCUCCUUCUUCUUCUCCUUCUCCUUCUCCUUCUCCUUCUCCUUCUCCUUCUCCUUCUCCUUCUCCUUCUCCUUCUCCUUCUUCUUCUUCUUCUUCUUCUUCUUCUUCUUCUUCUUCUUCUUCUUCUUCUUCUUCUUCUCCUUCGAGACAAAGUCUCUUUAUAUUUUUGGCGGGCCUCAAAUUCACAAAGAAACCAGCUGCCUCUGCCUAUAAGUGCUGAGAUUAAAGGAUUAUGCCACCGUGCCUAGCUUUUAAGGAUGCACGAAUGUCCUUCUGACUUAAUAUGCAAGCUAAUGUUGGCACAUCCACUUAAUUGGUUGUACAUGAUUUCAAAAGUACAAUUUACUUACUUAUAUGUUGCUUUCUGAUCCAGUAAAACUUUGGGGACCGGUUUCAUCUGAGCAACCUUUACAGCCCUGGCUGUAAAUCAUAGAAAAUGAUUAAGUGGGCAGAUGAAGAGGAAGUCACAAAUCAAAUAGGCACUUACAUUUAUUGUGUUUGCAAGGUUGUUUUUGAGAAUGGCGCAUGUUUUGGGGGACCUUGUGUCCAGGCUGUUUUAUAGAGCUCCAGCCUCUUAACAACACUACUUUAAGGGCUCCUUGUGCAGCUCUUGGCUUGUUUAGCUAGACUGUGAAGGGAGGUCAGGUUUCACGGGGAUGCUGUAGGCUUGUAAAGGCCUACCGUUCUCGUUGAAACAAAAGUCCACAUCAGGAAGCAAGCUGAGAUUUGUGUGAGGAUAUUUAAAUUUGUCACGUAAAUAAAGAACAGAAAAUGAGGACAACAAAAAGGUCCCGCCAUCAAGUCUUAGAAGGCUGCAGCACACAGUGAAAGGCUUAUUCACUUACUCAGCUUUAAAUACCAUUAAAAACAAAAAAAAGCAGGGCCUGGGAGAUGGCUCACUGAGCCAGCUCAGUGGUAAAAGUGCUUGUCAUGCAGGCAUGAGGACCAGAAUUCAUGUCCCCAGAAGCUCAAAUCUCUGCUGGGUUAGGGCAGCAACCUGCCUGGAAUUCCAGCCUCUGAAGGAGGAAUAUCCCUACAAGUCGCUAGGGAGAGCCCAGUCCUGAAGCUCUGGGUUUUGGUGGAUAGUCCCUGCUUCAGCAUCUGAGAUGGGAGAGUGAGGACGAUUCCAGAUGUCUGCCUCUGACCUGCAGGUGCAUGCGUAUUUAUAUGUGUCCACACACAUGAAAAAGUAUGUGCGUACACGUGUGUGCAUCAUACACAGAAGAAAAAGGAGAAAAAGAAUAAUCAAAAUAGAACCAGGCCAGCCUCAAGCUUGCAAUCCUCCCUCCGCAGUCUGGAGUGUGUGUAUCCCAAGCCUUGAUUAGUUUUUGUAAAGAUAUACGGCUUAUUAAAUAAACUUUAAAGUAAUUAAAUUUGCAUACUUUCCUCUGUAAAGAUGAGAUAAUGGCCUCAGUAAAUGCCAGUAAACACAAGGUUUUGUUUGUUUAGUUUUGCCAUGGGGAUGGGGUUUGGAAGCCUCGUGCAUCCUGGGUAGGUACCCUACCACUGAGCUGCAUCAUCAGCUCCGAGCAGGGCUUUAAAGCUAUCUCUCUGGUCAGAAUCUCAGGGAUUUGGCACACAGUGUUGGCCAGUUAGGAAGCCAGUGUGUUUCGGCCUGUUCUGAGCAGUGCUACUCGGAGAUGUAGAAUCCCCAGUUCUCACCUUCCCUAAAAUACUGGAGUAACUCAGGCUUACGAGAGAGUUCAAAUACAGUCUUGCUAACCACCAGGCUUUGGAUCCCACCUCUUAGCAAGCUGAGUAUUAGGAUGACACAGCUACAAGAAUUAAAGAAACUAGACUAUUCCCACCCAUAGCACAGAACCUAGCAACAAAACAUAUGUCACGCUCUUGUGUCAUAAAAGGUUCAAAACCUGUGUUGUGACAUUCUGUUCUUUACCUCUCCCCAGCAGUUUUGACAGUUUGAGCUGCCCGCUUGCACAGCAAUUUAGUCAAUCCCUCUUUCUGCUCUCAGACAGAUUCCUGAACGCAGCCCUUAUAGCCAUCUCUGCGUUCGAGGUCCAUCCAGUGUCUACCGAAGUCCCCGAAGGGGGAGUUGCUAGAUUUUCAUGCAAGAUUUCAUCAACGCCCCCUGCGGUCAUAACAUGGGAAUUUAAUAGGACAGCCCUGCCUAUGACCAUGGACAGCAGGGUGACUGCCCUGCCCUCAGGAGUGCUGCAGAUCUAUGACGCUGGCCCGGAGGAUGCUGGGAAAUACCGCUGUGUUGCAGCCACGCAUGCUCAUAAGCGUAAAAGCAUGGAGGCCUCGCUAACCAUAGUUCCAGCUAAUGAGACCAGAUCCUUCUACAUGCCCACCAUUAUAGCCAGUCCACAGAAUGUAACCGCGUCUCUACAUCAGACAGUUGUGCUAGAGUGUAUGGCUACAGGAUAUCCCAAGCCCAUCAUUUCCUGGAGCCGUCUUGAUCACAAGUCCAUUGAUGUCUUCAAUACUCGGGUACUCGGAAAUGGCAAUCUCAUCAUAUCAGAUGUCAAGCUUCAGCAUGCUGGAGUGUAUGUUUGUCGGGCCACCACCCCAGGCACUCGCAACUUCACAGUUGCUAUGGCAACGUUAACUGUAUUAGCUCCUCCUUCAUUUGUGGAAUGGCCUGAAAGUUUAACAAGGCCACGAGCUGGCACUGCACGGUUUGUGUGUCAAGCAGAAGGAAUUCCCUCACCCAAAAUGUCCUGGUUGAAAAAUGGGAGAAGGAUACAUUCAAAUGGCAGGAUUAAAAUGUACAACAGCAAAUUGGUCAUUAACCAGAUUAUCCCAGAAGAUGAUGCUAUCUAUCAGUGCAUGGCUGAAAACAGCCAAGGAUCUGUUCUGUCUCGAGCCAGACUGACUGUGGUGAUGUCGGAAGAUAGACCCAGCGCUCCUUACAACGUUCAUGCCGAAACCAUGUCGAGCUCUGCUAUCCUUCUAGCAUGGGAGCGACCACUGUACAAUUCAGACAAGGUCAUUGCCUACUCUGUACACUACAUGAAGGCUGAAGGUCUAAAUAACGAGGAAUAUCAGGUGGUCCUUGGAAAUGACACAACUCAUUAUAUCAUCGAUGACUUGGAACCAGACAGCAACUAUACUUUCUACAUCGUGGCGUACAUGCCCAUGGGAGCCAGCCAGAUGUCGGAUCAUGUGACACAGAACACGCUAGAAGACGUGCCCCUAAGGCCUCCCGAAAUUAGCUUGACGAGUCGAAGUCCCACCGACAUUCUCAUCUCCUGGCUGCCCAUCCCGGCCAAGUACCGACGGGGCCAAGUGGUGCUGUACCGGCUGUCCUUCCGCCUGAGCACUGAGAAUUCCAUCCAAGUUGUAGAACUCCCGGGGACUGUGCACGAGUACCUUCUGGAAGGCCUGGAGCCAGACAGUGUCUAUCUGGUCCGGAUUACUGCUGCUACCCGAGUGGGGCUGGGAGAGUCAUCGGUGUGGACGUCACACAGGACGCCCAAAGCCACGAGCGUGAAAGCCCCUAAGUCUCCUGAACUGCAUUUGGAGCCACUGAAUUGUACUACCAUCUCUGUAAGGUGGCUUCAAGACACCGAGGACCCGGCUGCCAUUCGGGGCUACAAGCUGUUUUAUAAAGAAGAAGGGCAGCAGGAACAUGGACCGAUCUUCCUGGACACCGGUGACCUGCUGUAUACGCUCAGUGGCUUGGACCCCAGAAGAAAAUACCAUGUGAGGCUACUGGCUUACAACAAUCUGGAAGAUGGCUACCAGGCCGACCAGACCGUCAGUACUCCCGGAUGCGUGUCUGUCCGUGACCGCAUGGUCCCUCCGCCACCGCCACCCCACCAUCUGUACGCGAAGGCUAAUACCUCCUCUUCUAUCUUCCUGCACUGGAGGAGGCCUGCGUUCACCACCGCCCAAGUCAUUAACUACACCAUCCGCUGUAACCCCGUUGGCCUGCAGAACGCCUCUCUGGUUCUCUACCUGCAAACAUCAGAAACCCACAUGCUGGUUCAAGGACUAGAACCAAACACCAAGUAUGAGUUCGCUGUCCGACUGCACGUGGAUCAGCUCUCCAGUCCCUGGAGUCCCGUGGUCUACCACACCACACUGCCGGAAGCACCCACAGGCCCCCCAGUGGGGGUGAAGGUGACGCUGAUAGAAGAUGACACUGCCCUUGUCUCUUGGAAACCCCCAGAUGGCCCAGAGACAGUGGUGACGCGCUACACCAUCUUGUAUGCGUCCAGGAAGGCCUGGAUCGCCGGCGAGUGGCAGGUCCUACAUCGAGAAGGGGCAAUAACCAUGGCUCUGCUGGAAAACCUGGUGGCAGGAAACGUGUACAUUGUCAAGAUCUCAGCCUCCAACGAGGUGGGAGAAGGGCCCUUCUCAAAUUCCGUGGAGCUGGCCGUCCUCCCCAAGGACGCUUCAGAAUCGAACCAGAGGCCUAAGCGUUUGGAUUCUUCUGAUGCCAAAGUUUAUUCAGGCUAUUACCACCUGGACCAAAAGUCAAUGACCGGCAUUGCAGUAGGCGUUGGCAUAGCCUUGACCUGUAUCCUCAUCUGUGUUCUCAUCUUGAUAUACCGAAGCAAAGCCAGGAAGUCAUCCGCCUCUAAGACAACGCAGAGUGGAACCCAGCCGUUAUCCCGAGCCAGUGCCUCUGUAGCAGCGGGGAGUGACAUGGGGAAGAACCUGGAGAGAGCUACAGAAAACGAAGAGUCCUCAGUACCCAUGAUGCCAAGCUGCUUCAUUGAUGCGAAGGGAGGGACUGACCUGAUCAUCAAUAGCUAUGGUCCUAUUAUUAAAAACAACCCUAAGAAAAAGUGGCGUUUUUUCCAAGACACUAAGAAGAUCAAAGUUGAACAGACUCAAAGAAGAAUUACUCAGACCGUGUGCUUUUACCAGCCAGGCACCACAGUGCUGAUCAGCGAUGAAGACUCCCCUAGCUCCCCAGGCCAGACCACCAGCUUCCCAAGACCUUUUGGGCCCACCACCCUGGACACUGAGCACUCAGCAAACAGUGAAGGCAGCCACGAGACAGGGGAUUCUGGAAGGUUUUCCCAUGAGUCCAAUGAUGAGAUACAUCUGUCCUCUGUCAUCAGCAGCACACCCCCCACCUCGAAUUCCCUCACCUGUGGUGAUUCUGAUGGGGAUGCUGCACCGAAGAAGCAUGGAGACCCUGCCCAGCCCUUGCCAGCUGAGCAGACCUCAGCCCCACAGCCAACACCUGCUGGGCUGCGACAUGCUGCCGAGAGUGUUCCCGUCUAGAUAGCCAUGCUCAGGUAUUCACAGCAAGCAUCUGUUCCAAGGACAAUGAACAGGGAGCCAAAGCCUUUUGUGAAAAUCUUGACGUCUUACUGUUUGUUGUUUGUUUUUUGUUUUUGUUUUUUUAUCUUUUUUAAAAGAUUUUUUUAAUUAUUUUUAAGCUCACGAAUUUUGAAUGUUUCAAUUGUCAACAAUGUGAAAAAGGGCAGUCAAGAUGCUUGACUAGACUUUAAAGAUUGAUCACUGGAGCGGAGGGAAGACUGCCUGAGCCCUCUGCUGAAUAGCUACCUCAGUUUGCUGUUGGCGGACUCUGAAGACAACGGUGCUGCCUCCUUCGUGUACGAGUGCCGGUUUCUCUCAGUGGCAUAACCAGCGGGACUUCCUAGUGACGCUGUGUGUCCAUUGUGCGUGUGUGGUGUGUGUGUGUGACUGAAGGAGUCCGAUAGGUGGAAGAGGAAGAACGUUGAUCUGAAGCUCUGAUUUUUUUUUUUUUUUUUUAAAGAACCAUGACACCUGCAUGAUUGGAUAAUGUAACACCUCUGGCUGUCUGUGAGGAGAAAAUAUGGGAGUGUAUUUAUUUGAAUGGAUGAAACAAAUACAUCUCUUUGGAGAAGAGACCCAUUCCGGAGUACGUAGGGAUCAUGUCCUUGCAAAGCUGUUGGGUUUUGGGAACCAGAGCAGGAGAAUUUCGCUCCAGCCUGCACCCUCCUGCCCUCAGCCUGCAAAAGCCACCUUUCCCGUUGCUCCACGGCGAGCCAAGGGCUGCGCUGUCUCUUGUGAAGUACCACAGAGUUUCCAGAGUUAGCUGCAAAACACAGUGGUGGAAAGUGGAUUUUAUUUUUUUAAUGGUUCAGAUUUUCGUUUUUAAAAUCUUAGUUCGGCUUCAAAUGGGGCAAAGAAAUGUUAUUAAAUAUUAAGAAUGAACGGAACCGUAGAGAGUAAGACAAACUUGAGGUUUUCGUGAUAGCAGUGCCUUCUGAUAUAUAUUAUGAAAAAUUUUGCCUUAUACCUUUUUAAUAUUCACGAAGAUGUUUAGGAAAAAAAGUACCAAAAAUUUGCCUUAAGGAAACGGCUUGGAUCUUACUGAUAGCUGGUUUGCUACCUGGCACCUUGCUGGAGUUGUUCUUUUUGAAGCGCAGGUUUGUCCCCCACCACCCUAGUGGCUGAGCUCUUGGCUUUGUACCCCACUAACAGCAGAAUUGAGUUCAUCCCUUUGUCUACUGUGAAAUCAGCAAAUUGUUUACUCCUCUGUAGAGCAGGCCUUCUCUGUCACAAGGCAGCACGCUAGGUGUGGAGCCACGUGGGAGGGACAAAGACUGAGCUGUGAGAAGAGACAAGUCCUUAACCUUUUAAAAUCGUGGGUUUUGCCUUCCCCCCAAUUUUUUAGAAAUGGCUUUUGAAUUGCGUUUGAAAAGAAGAACCCUCCAUGGGUUUUCCCUUGAAACCAGCCCCUCCAUGCACAGACAAGGCAGGUCCUGCCAAAUGGUGUUCUAAAGUCGAGGGAAUUCCGAUACAUGAUCACCCCAUGUCAUCUAUUGUGAUGGCCUGACACUGCCACAGUUUUCAUCGUGAUUCUAAGUUUUGUGCCAAAUUGGACUUGCUUGGAAGCCGACCGACCGGAUGUGCCAGGCGCCACUCCUCAGCACAGUCCUUUCACCGUGGGCUUCUCGGUAAAAUGGGGAGAAAAGAAGAAAGGAAAAAAAAAAAAAAAAAAGCAGAGCUUUAGGUGAACAAUCGGAGGCGAGAAACAUGGCUUCCUUCCCCUGCCUUCGCGCUCCUGUUUAUACUACCUCGUUUUUAACGUUGUUCUAGUGUUAUUGUUAUUUCCUGUACUCAGGGACUUUGUUGUUACUCUUGAGCUCAUGGUGCAUGGGCGGGUGCACUGACAGGGUAUGGUGUUGUUUGGGUCGUAAGUAGAAGUACGUGGGCCGACUUUUCUCAGUAUCUAAAAUGAAGGGGCACAGUGGGAUCGGUGGUUCUCCAUCGUCAGAAGCUAACAGAAUGUAAAAGGAGAAACCAGGUUCGGGGCCGUACGUAUUUAAACCGCGUUCCCUGCCUGCAUCAUCUGAAAGGCUGUGACGGGGACAGUCCCGGAAGAAAGUGCUCUGUUUAAUGAUGAACAGGCCCUUAGCUAUGAUAGAUCUUCAGCUCAUAAUUAUUUGCUAGUUCAUUUUUUUUUAACCUUUUCAUGUUUGCUCUCAUACAGACUUUUCUGUCAGUUCUAUUAACCAAAGAAUUUCCAGUAGACAGUGAAAUUUCUGUGACAAGUACCUUAAGUCCAAUUCGCUAGAAACAGUUAUAAAUAGACUCGAACCCAAGUCACUUCUAACCGUAAACUGAAGGGUUUAUACUGAUAGUUACAAUUAAUUAGGCUAGUGACAUAAACUACCUUACUGUCACCAGAGGGUUUUAAAUCAACUGCUGUAAUCCCCCUGCCAGCAGACGGCCUUUUUUUUUCUCCAGCAAGUAAAGAAACCUUCAACUCUGUAGUAUUAAUGUAUUUUCAAAUUGUUGAAAUUACUUGUUGGAGAGGAAAAAAAUAAGUCUUAUCACUAAUCUCAUGGACUAAGGUAUUUGAUGUUUAACAGAGGCCUUCGGCCUGGCGAAUGCCAGCUGCUUUGAAGUCUGAAGUUCUAACUAAAACGUGAGGGUUGUCAUGUCUUCCUCAAGGGUUCAUUACUUCAUUGUACUCAACUCCAAAUAAGCUGACAUGCAAAUCGGGAACUGUCUCAUUUUCCACAAACGUGUUUGCUGGAAGUGGUGAUAACCUGCCUGCCUGUCAUUUUUAAUGUCAAAUAUUACAAUAUACUGCUCAUCAGUAUUUUCAUACCAAAGACCAUUAAAAUAUAUAGUUUAGCCUGUAAGUAAAGGUGAGCAGGUUUAAAGUAAAUUUAUUUAGAAGCAGAUAGGGAAUAUAGCUUUAGUGGCAAAAAAAGAAGAAAAUAUCAAAAGGCUAAGUUUACAUAGUUAAAGGCAAAUACAGUUAUAUUGGUAUUUAUCAGUGUUUUUUAUUCGAGUACUUUAUAUCAGCAAAUUAAAAAAGAAAUUUAAAACCAAAGAUAUUUAAGGUUACCUCAGAAGAUAGGGGAAUUUAGCUGUACAUUGAACUGUUGUUUGUUGUUUUGUGUUAACAAACUGUCUGUGUAGACCCUCUCCUCUGUGUCCAGACGGCAUCCUGAGGAUUUCCCCUGCGUCUGUUCAUUCAGUCACGGGGAUGCUUUUGCUAAAUGGCGCGUUACUUCCCUGCAGCCUGUGAGUGACAGGUCAACAGAGAGAACACUCCUCCGUUACGGGGGACUGUGGGAACCCCUACAUCAUCCCGUAGAGUCUGCAUUCCUAUGUAAAGUCGUUCUCUAGUUACUCAGCCCAAGGAAAGCAAAAUGUGCCACUGUUUGGAUGGGCGGUACUUUAGGCUCAGAUACGGUUCCUAAAUUGUAAGACUCUCUGUUUGGUCAACGGAGCUGGGCUUUCGAUCUCAACUGAAAACCUGGGCGAAGAAGAAUGGUUGUCUACAGAAUCCAGAGAUUUAUAAAGUACCAAGGGAAUUAGAUGAUACUGACGUGUUACAGGCCCUCUUGCCUUUACCUCAGACGUGAGCAAUGGCAGCAGUGUGGCAGUGACUGGGGUGUGCACUGUUUGUCUGUCUUCUGAAGGACUUCUGCAAAAAGCAUAAAGAAGGCUCCCAGCCCACGACGACGACUCAGGGUCUUAGGAAGAUGCCAUUGGAAACAACGCUUCGUGUCAUGGAAGGCUGACUGUCAUGGUGCACACCUGUCAUCAGUUGCAGCAGUCGGAGGAAGGGGGCGGGGUGAAUUUUAGGAAAUGCUACCACCCAUGGGCCAGUCAGUGCCUGUUGUGAUUCAUGAUUCGAUUCUGUACACUGGCAUAUUAUAUGUCCAUUUUGAAUACCGGACGUAGAAAAGAGUUUGAACUGUAUUGUAAAGAGCUGGUACCUGAUCCCAACCGUGUAUUUUGCAAGAUUUUCUUCCUGAAAAUUUACCACAUGCCUCCCUGAUAAAAUUGCUUUGGUAGAAGUCAAAAAAAAAAAAAAUCGCUCCUGUGCUGUGUGAGCACAGAGAGGUGGGUUCCAGAGACCACCGUCCACAGCUGUUUGUCUACUUGUGAAUUUUGUUGACAUUUAGAAGGCAACCGAAGGCUCUAUGCCAGGUUGAUCACGCUCAGGACACGAGUUCACAGGCUAGUGCAAUGCUUGUGUUACAGGCUUAUCUAGCAGGUGGGUACCAGAUUGAUUUUUCUUGCAAUUUCCACUAACAAACUAUCAGUAACUUAGUGUCUGUAAACAGCCACACACGGUCUUGGAGCUCUGUAGGUCAGAACUCUUUCUUUCUGAGGCAUUUUCCUGCUGUGAAGCCCUCGCUGUCCUGGAACCUGCAGUAUGUGUAAACCAGGCUGGCUUUGAACCAGUGGUGACACUGCCACCUCAUCCUCCCACACCCUGAGACUACAGGGUGUGCCACCAAUCCAGCUAUAGGAUAAAAUGAAGGCGUAGAUGGGACUGCGCUCCUUCUGAGGCCUGAAGGAAUAAUCUAUUCCCUUGCCUGCUUCAGCCUUUGAAGACUGAACUCCCGUUCCUUCAGAGCCAGCCACAAAGCCCUUCCCCUCCGCCUUUUCAGACCCCCAAGAAAGAAAAGUUCUUCAGUUUUAAGUACUCAUUAGAUUAGAUACUCGGGCCUUCAUCAUGGGAGCUGAUGUCCUUCUGUGAACCCUAUCUGCCAGGUUUCCUUUGACCUACAUGGUGAAGUUCUCUCCGGUUCUAGGCAUUUCCCCGCAGACUAACAUGGGUGGCCAUUGCGUUUCCCUGAUGUAGUAGGGUAGGGAUCCACUGAUUCUGUGGGAUUCCUCUCUCAGUAACACGGUACUAGGUUUUCAAGAGAUAGUAAAUCUGAGGUUCCCUUGCCCCAUAGAGACCUUUAAAAUGUCGAGGACCAGAAAGGGUAGAGCCUGUGUUUGUUGAGAGCACCCAUUAAAACCUCUCUCUAAACAUCCCUCAAAGGCAAUUCAACUUUAAGCAUUUAUUUAUUUAUUUAUUUUGGAAACAAGCUUCCUAACCCCUCCAGUCUGAUCUAUGUUUUCAUGGGGGGAGGUCUCUUAAAAGUUUGUCUCUUGACUGGGCGGGGCAGAAAGUUUUGAAAAUGUUUUUCUCUCUCCGGUGAUCACAUGUGUGGAUGCAGGUUGAGGAAAGGACUUACCACAUUUGGGACCCUUGGUCGAUGAGCAGGACAAGGCAGAUUUAUCCUUUUGUUUUGUCUUGCCCAACGUGGUUUCUGCCUUCACUUCACCAGCGUGGAUGUCCAGCCUUGUGGCUGGGCCACUCUGAAGGUCCCCGUUACCCUUCAGCAGAAGAGAUAAAACUGUUUCCACCACAGAUGACAACCAGGGUGAGAUGCUGGAUGAGAAAAGGCCAGCUGUCCUUGAACUCCCAGAGAGCUACCAGCCUCAGCCUCUUGAGUGCCGAGAUGCAAGUGUACACCUGCCCCAGCCCCUUCGUUUAUUUUGAAGAUGGGAACUCUUCCCUUGUGUCUUCCAGCUUAGCUCCAUCUAUAAUCUGCAAGGUCUUCUAGGUUUCCUCAGGUUUCUGUCUCCUGCAUCGUUUGUGAGACAGAAAUAGCUUCCCGACUUACAGCCUUGAAAAAAAAAAAUGUUAGCUACUGCUUUUCCUACAGAACUGUCUUUAAGGAACAAAACUACUUUUCGUUGUGUGAGGUCAGUCAUACUGUUUCUUAUUUGCCACAUUCUAUAGUAUCUGGUCCAUUCCCAAACUAAAACCCUUCCUGGAGAUAAGCCUGAACACAUAUGUUGCCUUAGCCACUUAGGGUUUAGGAGAUGUAUUAAGAAAAUUUGUCUGUCUGUCACUGUCGCUGGACAAACGUUUAUGUGUGUACGUGUAGCAAUUUUUUUUCUAUUUCAAAGAUGUGAAUUUGAUGAAGUGUGGGAGCCAGUGAAGCUGUUCUGUGUCGUGGGUGUUCUGGGUCCUGCCACUCCCUGCUUCCUCGUAAGGGCACCAUGUCCUGGCUUCCUGGUGGGCUGUAGAGCGACACUUGAUUUCUGCUCGUCUCAGGGGACCAGCUCUGCAGGCUCCAUCUCGUGAAGAAAGUGAAUGUUUGCCUUGAUUUUUGAAUGUAUUUUUUUAAAUGUCUUCUUAAAACAUAUUUUCGUUUAAUAAUGUGGGUUUUGUUUUCUUUCCUAGCAUGAUAGUAAAUAUUUCUUAGUACCCUACACCCCUACCCCAGGAAGUUUAUAUUCUACCCUACAGGUCAUGCCAAAAAUGAAUAAAAGUUUAAAUGCCAAAAUGUUUAUAAAAACUGCUGUCUACAUACUGAUUGAUUGCACAGUUUAAAUAAAACCUUUCCUUAGUUUUAAAAAAAACA
Molecule: messenger RNA, 17018 nt
Organism: Rattus norvegicus (Norway rat)
Lineage: Eukaryota; Metazoa; Chordata; Mammalia; Rodentia; Muridae
Source: RefSeq, a predicted model, not a curated record